Dichotomopilus funicola is the source of this 495-nucleotide messenger RNA. RefSeq names its product PUA-like domain-containing protein. Lineage: Eukaryota; Fungi; Ascomycota; Sordariomycetes; Sordariales; Chaetomiaceae. Bases 1 to 495 code for a protein of 164 amino acids. The record is from RefSeq and is a predicted model, not a curated record. The transcript has a single exon.
AUGUCCGCCGUCGACCCCAAUCGCUGCGACAUCACGGCCUUCAUGGCCCAAGCCUCGACCGCGCUCGGUCGAGAACUCCCAGCACCCAAAGACAUCUUCAACUUCGGCGGGUCAUCACCCGAACUAGCCGACUCACGACUCCGACUCGCCAUCGCCGGCGCCAAAUCUGCCACCACUUCCUGGCCCGUCCCAGACCCGAUGCAUUGGGGCGUCGGCGACCUCUCCGUGAUUCUUGACGGGCGUGGCGUACCGGCCGCCAUUAUGCGCACCACGUCACUGCUGCGAUGCCGGUUCCGCGAUGUGGAGGAGGAAUUUGCGCUCGCUGAGGCUGAGGGGGAUUAUGAGGCGUAUCGGACGGGGCAUAUUGAGUUUUAUCGGGCGCAGGAGAAGGAAGGGGGUGAGAAGUUUGGGGAUGAUAGUGAGGUGUUGUGUGAGCGGUUUGAGAUUGUUUAUGCUGUGGUUGAUGGCGAGGUUGUAAAGCCUUCGGCGUAUUAA